AUGGCAGGCCAGGCCUGUUCACCUUGUCUUCGGGACGGGAUUCUGGCUAAAUCUUGGUUUAUUUACUUCAAUCUGUCCAUGGUCGUCGUGUCUUUUCUCCUUCUGGUCUAUUAUUUACCAAGUAGAGAUGUGCAUCACCGUUCUGUAUAUAAUAACACCCUUCUGCUGAAAUCAAAAAAAGAACCCAACGGAGAUGUCAAGUAUGAUAUUAUUGUUGUUACCGAUUUAGACCACAACAGCAAAACGGGUAGUCACUGGCAUGCCUAUCUGGAGAGAGGUGUUUUGGGCUUGAAUGCCGCGUUGGAUCAUGCUUGGGUGGAGUGGAGUCGACCUAAUGUUGUACUGAAAUCGGAUAUGGCAGCCAAGGGAAGAGCAAUGGAAUUGUCGGACCUCGUAGUUUUUGAUGGUAAUCUCUUGAGUGUGGAUGAUAGGACUGGCUUGAUCUACAAGAUAAUUGACAACCAGAUCGUGCCGUGGGUCUUCUUGAACGACGGUCCGGGAAAUACGACCAAGGCCUUCAAAGCUGAAUGGAUGACUGUCAAAGAUGAGUUUCUUUAUGUGGGAGGACUUGGCAAGGAAUGGACGACGGGCUCGGGGCAGUUUGUAAACGAGUAUCCGAUGUGGGUCAAGCGAGUAUCCAUAAAUGGCGAGGUCGUUCAUCUUGAUUGGAGUACCAAUUAUAAGAUGUUAAGGAAGCUAUUGGGCAUCGAAUUUCCCGGUUAUAUCAUCCAUGAAAGCUGCCACUGGUCGAACUCUCAACAGAAAUGGUUUUUCUUGCCCAGGUAUUCACGAAUUCAUACUUUAGUUUUGUUUAGGCGAGUGUCUCAUGAAGCCUACGACGAGAAUCAAGAUGAAUAUAAGGGGUCUAACAUUGUUCUGAUGGCCUCUGAAAACUUUUCUAAUGUCAAGGCGAUAGAAAUAGGAGAGAAAGGGGAUGGUGUUCGCGGCUUCAGUGCAUUCCAGUUCGUACCCAACACAGGCGACGAUGUGAUCGUCGCGCUGAAGUCAGAAGAAAGAGAUGGUCGCCCGAUCGCGUCUUACAUUUCCGUAUUCCGAAUCUCCGAUCGGAGCCUUCUGAUGAAAGAGAGCCGCCUCGAGGGCGCUUAUAAAUUUGAAGGACUUGAGUUCGCUUGA
Messenger RNA from Bursaphelenchus xylophilus (pine wood nematode), 1134 nucleotides. The record is from the annotation of a GenBank genome assembly. NCBI's taxonomy places the organism in Eukaryota, Metazoa, Nematoda, Chromadorea, Rhabditida, Aphelenchoididae.